AUGUAAUGUUCUAUUUAAAUUUCAAUCAUUUGUAUUUUUAUCAUUGCUUUCCAAAUUAGAAUGUAAGUAUAUUUAAAUAUUAAUUUUAAUGAAUAAAUAUAGGGUAAGUACUCAUCCUUUACUAAAUUAAUUUUAAUGGAAAAUAUCAAAAAGACUUGAAUAAAAUAUUGACUUAUCCAAAUAUUCAAACUAGUUUUGUACAUUAUUGAGAUGUAAUAAUGAGGAGCUGGAUUUCAAAAUUCCCUAAAUUAUUGGAAUAAUCAAAUUGGGCUAAUUAUCUCGUUUGGCAGUAUUGGAAUUUAAACUUCUGAUGCAAUAAUCCAUAAUUGAAGCUUAAAUAAAUGGGUCAUUUUAAAAUGAUCUUGAUUUCAUUCGAGAUAUCAUAAUUUUUAUUGAAUUGAAUUAUUUGUAAUCUGAGGAUGAGAAAUUCUUACCAGAGUCUAUACCAUCUUCGCUUUCUCCUUUAAAAGCUAAAAUAAUGACAACUAAAACUUCAUAUCAAAAGGAUGGUUGGAGAAAGAUUAAUAUUUGA
Molecule: messenger RNA, 532 nt
Organism: Paramecium octaurelia
Lineage: Eukaryota; Ciliophora; Oligohymenophorea; Peniculida; Parameciidae
Source: the annotation of a GenBank genome assembly